Molecule: messenger RNA, 1995 nt
Organism: Penicillium cataractarum
Lineage: Eukaryota; Fungi; Ascomycota; Eurotiomycetes; Eurotiales; Aspergillaceae
Product: FAD-dependent oxidoreductase
Exons: 3
Molecular function (GO): FAD binding
Source: RefSeq, a predicted model, not a curated record
UGGAAAGAUGGUGGUGAGGCAUUCAUUGACAUCCAUGCGAAUGGUAAAGGUAUUAACAUUCAGCGUUGGCAGAACGUUGAGAAUCGCGUUGCUGUAGUUGGCGCUGGCCCUGUUGGCCUAUUUACAGCCCUUGUUCUUGCGAAAAGCGGAAUAAAUGUCAUGGUCAUCGAGGCAGCCGAGGGCAUCAACCAGUCUCCUCGUGCGGUAGCUUACUUCCCUCCAGUCCUCGAGGAAUUUGCUAGGGCAGGUAUUAUCGACGAUGUGAUCGCUGCGGGAGAAAAGAAUGCAGACGGCUGUGAUUGGAGAACGGCAGAUGGUGUUAAGAUCUCUGGCAUUGAUCCGCCUCCAAAUGAUGCCACUUUUGCCGUGUGCCUUUCUCAGCCAGAACUGGGCGAGAUCCUGAGGAAGAGGCUUCUUGAGACUGGAAACGCUAAGAUUCUUUUCAAUCACGAAUUUCAGCGGUUAGAACAACGUGAGGAAUAUGUUCUGUUUUGGACCAAGCAGGGCAGCGACAUCACCGAACAUACUUGUCGAUACUUGAUUGGAGCAGAUGGCGGACGUAGCUCUGUGAGACAAAGUCUUGGCAUCCAUCUCGAAGGCUAUACAUUCGAGCAGCUACAAUUCGUUGCUAUCAAUUUCCAAUAUAACUUACGCGACUCAGGGUGGAAGGCGGCAAACUUCAUCGUGGAUCCUGUCGACUGGGGAAUCGUUGUCAAACGUGGCAAAGGGACAAGCUGGCGAUUUGCCACGGGCAUCCAGACGGAUUCCCAAGCAAAAAAUACACUGGACGAAGCCACUAUCGCUGUGGUCAAGAAACGUUUAUGUCGCAUUCUUCCGGGAGAUACUAGUGAGAUCCAGUACGAAGCCAUGGCCCCAUAUGUUGUGCACCAACGAUGUGCGAGUCGCUUCCGCGAUGGAAAUGUUCUUUUAGCAGGUGACGCUGCUCACCUCAACAACCCUGUUGGAGGCCUUGGCCUAACAACCGGCUUCCUCGAUGCAGCUCAUUUGGCCAAAGCUUUGAAAGAAGUCCUUUUACAAGGAGAUCACCCCGAUGUUUUGACAACUUAUUCCGAUGUUCGGCGCCGAAUCUUUCUCGAGCGGACUAGCCCUUUAAGCACUUCUAAUCUACGCAGGCUGUUCUCACAAGAUCCUGAAGAUAUUAAAGAAAGGAAAGAAGCGUUUGCUAGACUGAGAGAUCCGAAGGACUUUGUCGGGAAAACACAGAUUGGACUCCCAGACUUUUGUCUUAGUAGUACAUCCGACAAAUUCUUUGAUACCUAUGGAGAGGUAACAUGGUUCAUAUCGGUCACGCGUAUUCCGGAGUGGACACAAGAAAUGUUCGUGCACGAAUACAAGGUUGUCCACGCCGAUAUGACUCGCAAGGGCGCUGAGAAGUCUCCCGUUAUUCGUCGAUAUGUGCAACUCGAAAAUUUGCGAAAGUCGGUCUCAGGAACGGAGACUCCUCAUUGGGAUUACGUGACUUGCCUUACAUGGCCGAGUCUAUUUAUUAUUAAUGUUGGAUUGCAAACCCCAGAUUAUCGUGAGACUGCUGGCAAGCAUAUAUUCUGCCGACUGGAUCAGGAAGGGUGUCUCAUGACUCAGAUGGACAAAUACCGGAAGACUCAUAAACCAGCUAAACCAGCUGAAGUUGGUCCUGUUCAGUGUCUAAUUUAUCAAAUCAGGCAGAACUCCAAGGACGAGUUUUCUUCAGAGUGGUUUCUGGAGCGGGCUGCUAAACUGAAAAGUCUUUCAGCGUCCGAUAGUCGGCCACGAGAAUAUACUUUGUGGCGAGAUGUGACCCCUAAAACUGCUAACUACUUCCACGAGUCGCAGUUCUCUGGUGGAUCUUGGCUUCAGUACAAGGCGCUUGAAAAAUUCAUUUUUGAGAAAGAAGAUGACGCUGUUUCGUUCUUAAAGGAGCACAACCAUGACAUCUUCGGGGGUGAAUCAGGAAGAACACAAACUGUCAUUGGGCUACCAGAUGUUAUCCUUUAG